AUGUCUUUCCAAUCGCCUGUCUCUAAGUGCAGGAUCACGAUCCCUGGUCUCGGGAAUGUGGAUGGUCUCGAAUAUGCCAACGAAGUUCAGCAAUUUUGUGGCAUUCCAUAUGCAUAUCUGUCAAAGCGCUGGACUCGUUCGGUAUUGAAGACAUCAUGGGAGAAAGGGCACCAUGAUGGGACUCGACUGGGUAAUGAUUGUCCGAGUCCAAUUCUCGAAGGUGACGACUCGGAUGACCUGGUCCCCGUUCCUCCAGCAGCUCAUUUCUCCCAUCCACGUCAAGUAGACGAGCUUUCUGGUCUGGUAAUGAAUAUCGUGGUCCCUAGUGCCUUCAAGGACAAUACCAAGCUACCAGUUUUUGUCUAUGUCCACGGCGGCUCUCUCUUGUAUGGCGGUGCCAACCUUCCAAUUUUCGAUGCUGUGAAUCUCGUCUCCCACAGCAUCUCAAUUGGUCGCCCGAUCAUCAGCGUGAAUUUCACCUAUCGCGUCGGCAUUGGCGGGUUCCUAGCCGGCGAGAUGAUCGCUCGCAGCUUGGAGCAAGACGCAGUGGGCGAGUCGGCCGGGGGCAUCUCGAUCAGCAACCAACUUCAAUCAGCUCGCCCUCCUGUCUUCCACCGUGCUGUUUGCAUGUCUGGCCUAUCUGCUGCAAUCCCGGCGUGGACGAUGGCCCAACAUGACUGUUUCUUUGAAGCAGUCUGCAUCUAUUUUAAGAUUGACCCCGCGGCAAUAGACGCUCUCGACAUGCUCCGAUCUGUCCCUCAACAAGAGCUCGCGAACGCAACGGCCGCGAUUCAGGGUGUUCCAUCCGGUACGGGGAAUCCCUGUUUGGAUGGCUGGUUCUAUCUCCCGGAAGUAGAUCCACGGAAAGUGAUGCCGCCGCCCGCAUGGCUGAAAGGACUUAUGUUCGGCGAUACCUACCACGAGGGAAUCAUCUUCCAUCUGAACCUGCUCCUUCUCGAAGAAAAUUACCAAUCCAUUCGAGAAGCCCUUCGCAGGCAAAUUGGAGAUGAUACGCAGACAGACCACAUCCUCAGAGCAUAUGGCAUUACAGCAGACCUCUCACAAGAUGAUCUCUUCUCUCGAACAGAGCACAUGUGUGGUGACGCUAUCUUCAAGGUCCCUAACUACCUACUAGCCAACAAGUGUGCAGCUGAGAAGUUACCAAAAGACGCGUUAUAUUAUUACCACUUCGAUCAGCGAUCUCGUCUGCCGAACGCAUUAGAGGGUACAGCAUAUCAUGCGCAUGAAUUGCUGUAUCUGUUCGGUAAUUUGAAUAAUGAGCUGAGUGAGAAGGAAACAGGCAUGGUGAGGGAUUUUUCAAGUGCUUGGAUUCGGUUCGCGCACGGCUUGAUGCCAUGGGAGACUGAUGGGGAUCGCAGGUGGAUGCUUUGGGGCCCAGAUAGCAAGAUGAAGGUUAUGGGUGAAGAGGAGGAUCAAGAAGUGCGUGAUUAUACCAGGAUGAAGAUGGUUUUAGGGCUUGAAGAUAAGAACGGGAAGGUAUGGGAGAGGUGGCUAGCUGGGGUAGAUGCUCUAGUGAAUAGGCGAUCCUAUCUUUUUGGCUAA
Molecule: messenger RNA, 1563 nt
Organism: Penicillium maclennaniae
Lineage: Eukaryota; Fungi; Ascomycota; Eurotiomycetes; Eurotiales; Aspergillaceae
Exons: 3
Coding region: 1-1563 (520 amino acids)
Source: RefSeq, a predicted model, not a curated record